This is a messenger RNA of Cucurbita pepo subsp. pepo (vegetable marrow), 1800 nucleotides long. Its product is annotated as pathogenesis-related genes transcriptional activator PTI6. Gene Ontology annotation, biological process: regulation of DNA-templated transcription. NCBI's taxonomy places the organism in Eukaryota, Viridiplantae, Streptophyta, Magnoliopsida, Cucurbitales, Cucurbitaceae. Gene Ontology annotation, molecular function: DNA-binding transcription factor activity; DNA binding. The record is from RefSeq and is a predicted model, not a curated record.
UUUAUUUGUUAUGAGUUGGAAAGCUGUUUGUUUGUCCUGUUGUUUACUUUUGGUCCUUACACUUUCAAGACCAUCGGAGAAGUUUUCGUACCCUUGUAAGGUAUGUUUCGUAUCCUUUUUCAACAAGAAGUAAUGUAUAUUACUUCUUUCAUUACUCUAUAUCUUGUCAACAUUAUUUUUAAAAUGGUGUGAAAUUUUCGACGUAAAACAAGGUCAUGGUUCGAUCAUGGAACUAAAUGGAACUAAAUUUUUGUUUCAAACUAAGUGUAGCCAUUAAUUCAUCAUUCACCAAGCAGCAAAGCACUUGAGAGCACAGAAACAUGUGGAUUUGUUUUAGAGCACAUAAACUUUGACUUUUAGGAGCAGAUCUCAGUCAAUCCAAGUCAUCCUAGUGGGAAGUGAUUGGGAGAAGCCAAAAUAUCAAGUCUUGUUCUCUUCGAAUGUAAAUUAAUUAAUUUCUUGACAUAUAUGUAUAUAUAUAUAUAUAUAUAUAUAUAUAUGAACAUUCUUUGAUGUCCUAUAUAUCUGCCUUCAAUCUCUGUUUGGUUGGACUUGGAUUUUCCACUCCCAAGUCUUCCCUUUUCAUUUCCUCUGCUUCUUCUUCUUUUCUGAACUCAAAAGGGAUUCUUAGUGUUUGAUCCAUUUCUAUGUAAUUUAGUUUGUUGUGAAAAGUUGUUUCAAUGGUGUUCUUGCGUUUCAUCCUUCUUCUUCUCUGUUUUGCUGAGUUUACAGAUUGAUUGAUCUUCUUUUGCUGUGAUACUCUGUUUUGUUUUGUGUAUGCCCACUUGGGAAUUUUGAUCUUACCCCAAAGCUUCUUGGGUUUUGUUAAGAUUGAUUGUUGUUUCAGAUCUAACAUGUCUGUGGGAGAAAUGGGUUUUUCUCCAGAGCGUAGAAUCAACCACCGUCGGAAACCGCCAAGUUCCGGCGACUCUCUGGAACUGCAGCAGAAGCUUGUUAGGAUCAUCGUUACCGACGCCGAUGCCACGGAUUCAUCCAGUGAUGAUGAAAUGGUUUCCGGCUCAACAAAAGGAAUUAGGAGACAAGUUAGAGAGAUUCCUAUUGGAUGUUACUCUGUUUUUUAUGGUUCAUCAGAGUCCCCUGUUCCGGCGAUUAGCAAGAAACGAAGCACUCGAUCACAAAGCUCCAAAUCCUCUCACCGGAAGAAGUUCAGAGGAGUCCGGCAGCGUCCGUGGGGUCGGUGGGCGGCGGAAAUCCGAGAUCCGACUCGUAGGAAGCGGAUAUGGCUCGGAACAUUCAAUACGGCGGAGGAGGCAGCGGCGGUUUACGACCGAGCUGCUCUGAAACUCCACGGCCCAAACGCCGAGACGAACUUCUCCGAUGAGGGUGAGGUUUCCACCGCGGCCAAGGGCGGUAACAAGCAGGAGGACGAAUUGGAGUCGCCGAAAACGACGACGGUUUGGUCACCGGCGUCUGUUCUUCAUUAUGACGGCGCUUUACCUCUGAUUGAUGAGAUGUUUUGCAGAGAGAUUGAUGAGUUCGGAUUCAACAUGGAGGCGGUGGCAAGAUUGCCGGCGGCGAGGAGGCAGUGCGGCGGCGGCGAAGAAGAUUUCGGGGAGGUAGAGCUGGACUUGGACUAUUUCUUGGUUGACGUCCUCUAAGUUCUAAAUAGCGUGGAAUUUCCAUGAACAUUCAACGACGUCGCGAAUUUAAUAAUAAUAAUCAUAAUAAUAAUAAUAAUAUGGCGAUUUUAUUAAAUUAAAUAUUAGGUGAAAUUUGUGAUGUGGCUCAAAUUAAAGUGUCUAUGAAUAUUAAAGGAAAAAAAAAACUAUUUUUGUUUAA